CUUCCAGUCACUGUGAAAUGUUAAAACGAGGCUCACUGUUUCCUGUAAAUGACCAUGAAAAAAAGAUAACGUAUUUAAUCCACUGGGUAAAACAAUGACCAAAUAAUUUUUGCCAAUACAGCAAGAUGAUGAACAGAUUUAGUAUUCAGUGUGAGUAGAGAGGCAGAGGGGAAAAAUCAAAGGACUCAAAGGAAUUUAUUGAGUAAUGCAAACAUUCUCAUGUGUGGAGACAUUCUAACGCAGCGGGGAACUGAAGUCCAUGUGUGAGGCAGGCUGCUUGCAUGGUGAAAAACAAAACACCACCACCCCCUCCCCUCUCCCUGUCUGCCCGCCCCCCCCCUCGCUCCAUUGACAUGCAUAGCUGGCCUGGUAGGUGUAAAAAUAGACUGGCAGUGCCUGAACUGGAAAUGGUCCCUCAAGGCAGCACUGCAGUUGCUGGGGUUUUGAGUUCUCUCUGACACCGGCCAGCAAAUGGGGGGGACGGGUAAGGGGCGUGCGGAGGAUCCCCGCAGAGGGGCUCAGGGUCCUCUGGAUGGACCCUCCAUGCUCGUGUCACCUCUGGGAUCUCAGGACUGAGCGCAGAGGGCGAGGACGGGGCCGUACACAGCAGGCUCAGUGAAAGUUGAGAUGGGAAAUGCGGCGCUCUGCUCCUCUUGCCACGCGGAUAAAAGUGUCAGAGCCCAAGGAAACAUGCAGGAACUGGGUAGAACUCCAGACUACUAUGGCUGUCACAGCGAGGAGGCCAGAGAACCUGCGGUACAGUCUGACAGCAAUGCGAGCUUCCUUCGUGCUGCCAGAGCGGGCAACCUGGACAAGGUUGUGGAAUACUUGAAGGGUGGGAUAGACAUCAAUACCUGCAACCAGAAUGGACUCAACGCUCUCCAUCUGGCUGCCAAGGAAGGCCACGUGGGGCUGGUUCAGGAGCUGCUGGGCAGAGGUUCCUCGGUGGAUUCUGCCACGAAGAAGGGAAACACUGCUCUUCACAUUGCAUCUCUGGCUGGACAGGCGGAGGUUGUCAAAGUCCUUGUUAAGGAAGGGGCCAACAUAAAUGCUCAGUCUCAGAAUGGCUUUACCCCUUUAUACAUGGCUGCCCAGGAGAAUCACAUUGAUGUGGUCAAAUACUUGCUGGAAAAUGGAGCCAACCAGAGCACUGCUACAGAGGAUGGCUUUACCCCUCUGGCAGUGGCCCUUCAACAAGGACAUAACCAGGCAGUGGCCAUCCUCUUGGAGAAUGACACCAAAGGGAAAGUGCGGCUGCCUGCUCUGCACAUCGCAGCCAGGAAAGACGACACCAAGUCUGCAGCUCUCCUGCUUCAAAACGACCACAAUGCAGACGUACAGUCCAAGAGUGGUUUUACCCCUCUGCACAUUGCCGCACACUAUGGAAAUGUCAACGUGGCCACUCUUCUUCUCAAUCGAGGAGCUGCUGUGGACUUCACAGCCAGGAAUGGAAUCACACCGCUGCAUGUGGCUUCUAAACGGGGAAACACAAAUAUGGUGAAGCUGCUACUGGACCGAGGUGGUCAGAUUGAUGCCAAAACUAGGGAUGGGUUGACGCCCCUUCACUGUGCUGCGCGAAGUGGGCAUGACCAGGUGGUGGAGCUCUUGCUGGAGCGAGGAGCACCCUUGCUGGCCAGGACCAAGAAUGGGCUGUCUCCACUUCACAUGGCUGCCCAGGGGGAUCAUGUCGAAUGUGUGAAGCACCUGCUACAGCACAAGGCGCCUGUUGAUGAUGUCACCUUGGAUUACCUGACGGCCCUCCAUGUUGCUGCACACUGUGGCCACUACCGUGUAACCAAACUCCUUCUGGACAAGAGAGCCAAUCCGAACGCCAGAGCCCUGAAUGGUUUUACUCCACUGCAUAUUGCCUGCAAGAAAAACCGCAUCAAAGUCAUGGAACUUCUCGUGAAAUAUGGGGCUUCCAUCCAAGCUAUCACAGAGUCUGGCCUCACACCAAUACAUGUGGCGGCCUUCAUGGGCCACUUGAACAUUGUCCUCCUUCUGCUGCAGAACGGAGCCUCUCCAGAUGUCACUAACAUUCGUGGUGAGACGGCAUUGCACAUGGCGGCGCGGGCAGGGCAGGUGGAAGUGGUCCGCUGCCUCCUGAGAAACGGUGCCCUGGUGGAUGCCAGAGCCAGGGAGGAGCAGACGCCUCUGCACAUCGCCUCCCGCCUGGGCAAGACGGAGAUCGUCCAGCUGCUCCUGCAGCACAUGGCCCACCCGGACGCGGCCACCACCAACGGGUACACGCCGCUGCACAUCUCUGCCCGCGAGGGCCAGCUGGACGUGGCUUCCGUCCUCCUGGAGGCGGGUGCUGCGCACUCCCUGGCCACCAAGAAGGGCUUCACUCCCCUGCAUGUCGCAGCCAAGUAUGGAAGCCUGGAUGUGGCAAAACUCCUCUUGCAACGCCGUGCUGCUGCAGACUCUGCCGGAAAGAAUGGCCUUACCCCGCUCCAUGUCGCUGCUCACUAUGACAACCAGAAGGUGGCGCUGCUGCUCCUGGAGAAGGGUGCGUCUCCCCACGCCACUGCCAAGAAUGGUUACACCCCUUUACACAUUGCUGCCAAGAAGAAUCAGAUGCAGAUCGCAUCCACACUCCUGAAUUAUGGAGCCGAGACGAACAUUGUGACGAAGCAGGGAGUGACUCCACUCCACCUGGCCUCACAGGAGGGCCACGCGGACAUGGUCACAUUGCUUCUGGAUAAGGGAGCCAACAUCCACAUGUCAACCAAGAGUGGCCUCACAUCCUUACACCUUGCAGCACAAGAAGAUAAAGUCAAUGUCGCCGACAUUCUUACCAAGCACGGGGCUGACCAAGAUGCUCAUACAAAGCUUGGUUACACUCCUUUAAUUGUGGCCUGUCACUAUGGCAAUGUGAAGAUGGUCAACUUCCUUCUGAAGCAAGGGGCAAAUGUGAAUGCAAAAACCAAGAAUGGCUACACACCUUUGCACCAGGCUGCCCAGCAAGGCCACACACACAUCAUCAAUGUCCUGCUCCAGCAUGGAGCCAAGCCCAAUGCCAUCACCGCGAAUGGUAACACUGCCUUGGCGAUUGCGAAGCGCCUGGGCUACAUCUCUGUGGUCGAUACCCUGAAGGUGGUGACGGAAGAAGUGACCACUACCACCACGACUAUCACUGAAAAACACAAGCUUAAUGUUCCUGAGACAAUGACUGAGGUCCUGGAUGUGUCUGAUGAGGAAGGUGAUGACACGAUGACAGGGGAUGGUGGGGAAUACCUGAGGCCCGAAGAUCUCAAAGAACUCGGUGAUGACUCCCUGCCCAGCAGCCAGUUCCUGGACGGCAUGAAUUACCUGCGCUAUAGCUUGGAGGGGGGACGAUCUGACAGCCUUCGAUCCUUCAGUUCCGACAGGUCUCACACUCUCAGCCACGCGUCCUACCUGAGAGAUAGUGCCAUGAUCGAAGACACAGUUGUGAUUCCCAGUCACCAGGUGUCAACUCUAGCCAAGGAGGUAGAAAGGAAUUCUUAUCGUCUGAGCUGGGGCACUGAGAACUUAGACAACGUGGCUCUUUCUUCCAGCCCUAUUCAUUCUGGCCGUACCUCUCCAUGUCUUGAUCGUGACAACAGCAGUUUCCUGGUUAGUUUUAUGGUGGAUGCCCGCGGAGGUGCUAUGAGAGGCUGCAGACAUAACGGGCUGCGAAUCAUUAUUCCACCUCGGAAGUGCACAGCUCCAACACGAGUCACCUGCCGGCUCGUGAAACGCCACAGACUGGCAACAAUGCCACCGAUGGUGGAAGGGGAAGGCCUGGCCAGCCGCCUGAUUGAAGUUGGACCCUCUGGUGCUCAGUUCCUUGGUAAACUCCACCUGCCAACGGCUCCUCCCCCACUUAAUGAGGGAGAAAGUUUGGUCAGCCGCAUCCUUCAGCUGGGGCCUCCUGGAACCAAAUUCCUUGGGCCUGUGAUUGUGGAGAUCCCGCACUUUGCCGCCCUUCGAGGGAAGGAGAGGGAGCUCGUGGUCCUGCGCAGCGAGAAUGGGGACAACUGGAAAGAGCAUUUCUGUGACUACACUGAAGAUGAGCUGAAUGAAAUUCUCAAUGGCAUGGAUGAAGUGCUGGAUAGCCCGGAAGACCUUGAGAAGAAGCGAAUCUGCCGCAUCAUCACCCGUGACUUCCCGCAGUAUUUUGCCGUGGUGUCUCGCAUCAAGCAGGACAGCAACCUGAUUGGCCCGGAGGGAGGCGUGCUGAGCAGCACCGUGGUGCCCCAAGUGCAGGCUGUGUUCCCAGAGGGGGCUCUGACCAAACGCAUCCGAGUGGGCCUCCAGGCUCAGCCCAUGCACAAUGAGCUCAUUAAGAAGAUCCUAGGAAACAAAGCUACCUUCAGCCCCAUCGUCACUCUGGAACCUAGAAGAAGAAAAUUCCAUAAGCCAAUCACCAUGACCAUUCCAGUCCCCAAAGCUUCAAGUGACGUUAUGCUGAAUGGUUUUGGGGGAGAUGCACCAACCUUAAGAUUGCUAUGCAGUAUCACGGGCGGAACCACCCCUGCGCAGUGGGAAGACAUCACAGGAACCACGCCACUCACCUUUGUCAAUGAAUGUGUUUCCUUCACCACCAACGUGUCUGCCAGGUUCUGGCUGAUUGAUUGUCGACAGAUCCAAGAAUCUGUUACUUUUGCAUCACAAGUAUAUAGAGAAAUUAUUUGUGUACCUUAUAUGGCCAAAUUUGUAGUGUUUGCCAAAUCCCAUGACCCCAUUGAAGCCAGGUUGAGAUGUUUCUGCAUGACUGAUGAUAAGGUGGACAAGACCCUUGAACAACAAGAAAACUUCUCCGAGGUGGCCAGGAGCAGGGAUGUAGAGGUACUAGAAGGAAAACCUAUCUACGUUGACUGUUUUGGCAACCUAGUGCCACUAACCAAGAGCGGCCAACACCAUAUAUUCAGUUUUUUUGCCUUCAAAGAAAAUAGGCUUCCUCUCUUUGUCAAGGUGCGUGACACAACUCAGGAACCUUGCGGGCGACUAUCAUUUAUGAAGGAACCAAAAUCCACAAGAGGUCUGGUGCACCAAGCUAUUUGCAACUUAAACAUCACCCUUCCAAUUUAUACAAAGGAAUCAGAGUCAGAUCAAGAGCAGGAGGAAGAGAUCGAUAUGACAUCAGAAAAAAAUGAUGAGACAGAAUCUACAGAAACAUCUGUGCUGAAAAGUCACCUGGUUAAUGAAGUUCCUGUGCUAGCAAGUCCGGACUUGCUCUCGGAAGUUUCUGAGAUGAAACAAGACUUGAUCAAAAUGACCGCCAUCUUGACCACAGAUGUGUCCGAUAAGGCAGGUUCCCUUAAAGUGAAGGAGCUGGAGAAGGCAGCUGAGGACGAGCCUGGAGAGCCCUUUGAAAUUGUGGAGAGAGUGAAAGAGGACUUAGAGAAAGUAAAUGAGAUCCUGAGAAGUGGAACCUGCAUGAGAGAUGAAGGCAGAGGGCAGAGUUCUCAGGCUGAGCAAGAACUAGUGGAAGAGGAAUGGGUGAUUGUCAGUGAGGAGGAAAUAGAAGAAGCUAAGCUAAAAGCCCCUUUAGAAAUUACUGAAUAUCCUUGUGUAGAAGUUAGAAUAGGCCAAGAGACCAAAGUGAAAGCAGAGAAAGACUCAGCUGGGCUGGUGAACUAUCUUACUGAGGACCUCAAUUCAUAUGUGCCACCUCCUAGGGAAAAGUCAGUUCAAGACACAUCAGGGAAGACUACUGAGGGUCCAUCUGCUGGCAAGGGCUCUGAUCAUGAAAAGAAAGGUACCCCCUCAGGGGAUAAACAGAGUACGCUUAAACAGGUCAAAGCAAGCCUGGGAAUCAAGAAGCCCAUGAGAAGAAAAUUAAAAGAAAAGCCCAAACCAAAAGAAGAAAGUUCACAAGCCAGUGAAGAAAAACCUGAUCUUAAAAAAUGUAGUUCUGAGGAGUCAGUGGAUGAAGACUCAGGGUUAGCCCCUGAACCUCUGGCCACGGUCAAGGCCACAUCUCCUCUGAUAGAAGAAACUCCCAUUGGUUCCAUCAAGGACAAAGUGAAGGCCCUCCAGAAGCGAGUAGAAGACGAACAGAAAGGGCGAAGCAAGCUGCCCAUCAGAGUCAAAGGCAAAGAGGAUGUUCCCAAAAAGACCCCUCUCAGGACACAUCCACCUGCUUCGUCCUCUUCUUUGAAGUCUGACAGGCAUGUGCCCUCAUCGCCCUCCUCUAAAGCAGAAAGGCAUUCCUCUCUCUCCUCUGCAAAACCAGAAAGGCACACUCCAGUGUCACCCUCCAGUAAAUCUGAGAAACACUCACCUGUAUCUCCCUCUGCCAAGCCAGAAAGACAUUCACCUGUGUUGCCAAGUAAACCUGAGAAACACUCACCUGGGUCACCUUCAACAAAAACAGAAAGACAUUCCCCCGUGUCGUCAUCAAAAGCAGAACGACAUGCGCCAGCUUCACCUUCAGGGAAAACAGACAAACGGCCCCCUGUAUCACCUUCCAGUAGACCAGAGAAACAUCCCCCAGUGUCACCUGGGAGAACAGAAAAACGCCUGCCUGUGUCCCCUUCUGGAAGAACGGAAAAGCACUCGCCCGCGUCAACCUCUGGGAAAAGUGACAGGCACCUACCUGUGUCACCCUCUGGGAAAACAGAAAAGCAGCCGCCUGUAUCACCCACCUCCAAAACAGAAAGAAUUGAGGAAACUAUGUCUGUUCGAGAGCUGAUGAAAGCUUUCCAGUCAGGCCAAGACCCAUCGAAACAUAAAACUGGACUCUUUGAGCACAAGUCAGUAAAACAAAAGCAGUCCCAGGAAAAAGGUAAAAGUCGGGUAGAAAGUAACAAGGCAAUAACCCAAAGAGACAUACAGAGGACAGAGUCAAUCAAACGUGGCCAGAAAUUCCUGGUAACCGGUACUCCAGAAUCCAGAAGAAAGAUCCAUGCUAUCUCCCUAGGGUUGAAGAGAGAAGAAGCUGUUGGAGAGAAGGAGAAAGCUGCCAACCACAAAACCCCUGAACCUGUCCAGCCAGCGCCUGAAGAAGAAAAACAGCCAGAGACAGAAAUCUCCAAAGAAAAGAUAGCUGAGGAGCAGGGAGACAUGGAUCUCCAGAUCAGCCCCAACAGGAAAACCUCCACGGACUUUUCUGAAGUCAUUAAGCAAGAGUUAGAAAACAAUGACAAAUAUCAGCAAUUCUGCCUGAGCCAAGAGACUGAAAAAGCUCAAUUGCAAUUAGACCAAGUCCUCACCAGUCCUUUUAACACCACCUUCCCCUUAGAUUAUAUGAAAGAUGACCUUCUCCCUGCUCUCUCUUUACAGAGUGGUGCUUUGGAGGGCAGUGCUGAGGGCCUGAAGCCGGAAGGGCUAGCACCCUCUCCUUGCGGCAGCCUGAUGGAGGGGACCCCUCAGGUUAGUUCAGAAGAGAGCUAUAAACACGAGGGCCUCGCAGAGACGCCUGAGACAAGCCCAGAAAGCCUUUCCUUCUCACUAAAGAAAAGUGAGGAACAAAUGGAGGAGACAAAGGGAACCACCCCAAAGCUAGAAAUACCCAUCAAAAUUCAUUCAGAGAAAGAACAUCCCACAACCAAAGACAUGGUGGAUGGUUUUGAAGAACAAGGUGCUGUGCUGGCUGAGGGUUCGGAGCCUUCUUCUGAAUGUUCUCGCAGGGCAGUUUCUCCAGAGGCUUCCCAGUCUGUGUCUCCUCAACAAGAAGGCAAUUGUGCUGGCAAUGCUAGAGUACUACAGGCAUUCCCUGAGGAUGCAUCAUCCUGUGGAGGUCAGCUCACACCCCAAAGUUCAGCUCACAAGGUGCAAGCAAAUCGUGAAGCUCAAGAAUCUACAACCACCUCAGAGGGGAUGGAGACCUCACCAUUGCCUGGUGCUUCUACAGAGACAGAGCAGGGCACGGGAUCAAAGCCCCAGGGGGUCAUUAGAAGUCCCCAGGGAUUAGAACUUGCCCUCCCUAGCCGAGACAGUGAUGUCCUCAGCCCCAUGGCUGACGAGUCCUUAGCCAUCAGCCACAAAGAUUCCCUGGAAGCCAGCCCUGUGUUAGAAGAUAACUCCUCACACAAAACUCCAGAUUCUCUAGAACCAAGUCCUCUGAAGGAAUCCCCUUGUCGGGACUCCCUGGAAAGCAGCCCCGUUGAACCAAAGACCAAGGCAGGCAUGCUGCCAAGUCACUUCCCUCUGCCCGCAGCUAUUUCCAAAGCAGAACUCAUGACAGAAGUGGCCACCAUGCGGUCCCGGCUCCUCCGAGACCCUGAUGGAAGUGCUGAGGAUGAUAGUCUUGAGCAGACAUCCCUCAUGGAGAGCUCAGGGAAGAGCCCCCUUUCCCCUGACACCCCCAGCUCUGAAGAAGUGAGCUAUGAGGUCACACCCAAAGCCACCGACACCACCACUGCCCCCAAGCCUGCUGCCAUUCAGGAGUGUGCCGAGGAGGAAGACACAGAAAAUGGAGAGAAAAAGAGGUUCACACCAGAAGAGGAAAUGUUCAAAAUGGUCACUAAAAUUAAGACGUUUGAUGAACUUGAACAAGAAGCUAAGCAGAAAAGGGACUAUAGAAAAGAACCCAAGCAAGAGGACUCUUCCUCAUCCUCUGACCCCGAUGGUGACUGUUCUGCUGACUGUUCAGUAGGCUUGGAGGAACCCAAACAGAUGGAGGGUGUGGAGAGCGAAAGGGAUGUCCCCGUUCUGGUGACCUCUGAGAGCAGAAAGGCUUCCUCCUCCUCUGAAAGUGAGCCCGAACUGACACAGCUAAACAAAAGUGCGGACUCAGGCCUUUUGUUAGAACCAGUUAUUCGAGUACAACCUCCUUCCCCACUUCCAUCCAGCAUCGACUCCAAUUCCAGUCCCGAAGAAGUUCAGUUCCAGCCUAUAGUUUCCAAGCAAUAUACCUUCAAGAUGAGCGAGGAGCUUCAGGAAGAGCCAAGUCACUCAGAAGAGAAAGAGAGUGAGGCCCAUUCAGCUGAGGAGAGACCUACAGUUUCCCCUGAGGAUGCAGUGAGGCCUUGUGAGGAAAUCUGUGAUGGUCAUGGGUGUGAGGCCACGAGUCCUAGCAACUUAGCAGGACCUGUCUCCUUGGGUCACCAGAGUUUGUCUGGUGAUAAUGCCUUUCAUAAAGACUCAACAUCUCCCCAAGACACACAGGGUAAUGACACAGGAGGAGGGGAACAUGAUGUUUCUGGAAUAGAAUCUCCACAAUUAGAUUGCCCCAGGGAAAGCUCUUCUUUGCUUCAUUGUCCAUUAUCUGAGGGGGAGAAGUUAGAUGAUGGCACCCCCUCUACCUCUUCCACUACAAAAGUGGGGGUCACAGAAACUGACCAAAGUUUGGAUAACAUAUCAAAAAACUGUUCUAUUCCAGACUCUUCUGUCACUACCCAAACAGAUAGGGUUUCCCCGGCUUCUCUAGCAGGUGAUCUAGCCGAGGCCGAUGAAAUCGCCGACCCUCAAAUUAUAAGCCCUUAUGAAAAUGUUCCCUCCCACUCUUUUUUCUCUAGUGAAGAAAGCAAAACCCAAACAGAUAUGAGUUACUCCACAACUUUUCAUACUUCUGAAGUGUUUUCUGCUACCGUGACAUUCUCUGAUGAGGAUGUAGAAGUGAUAAGCUCUUCAAAUCGGACUGUUUCAAGCGAACAAUGUAAUUCCAAGAGCCAGAACCUGGAAGGACCAUCCAAACAAGAAAGUACCUUGUGGGAAGGGCAGUCAAAUAAGGCCUCCUCGUCUCUAGAACCUACUCUAGAUAAGACACCCGAAGUCGCUGGUGAACAAAUAAGCAAAGUCAUUAUCACGAAAACGGAUGUGGAUGCUGAUUCCUGGAGUGAAAUUCGUGAAGAUGAUGAGGCCUUCGAAGCUCGAGUGAAAGAAGAAGAACAAAAGAUCUUCGGUUUAAUGGUAGACAGACAAUCACAAGGCACUACCCCUGAUACCACUCCUGCCAGGACCCCAACUGAAGAAGGGACCCCAACAAGUGAGCAAAAUCCAUUCCUCUUUCAGGAAGGGAAGUUGUUUGAGAUGACUCGCAGUGGUGCCAUUGAUAUGACCAAAAGGUCUUAUGCUGAUGAAAACUUUCACUUUUUCCAAAUUGGUCAAGAGGCUGGAGAAGAGACUCUUCCAGCAGAUAUGAACGAAGGGGCUACUGGGGCUGAGCCCCCACAGCUGGAAACAUCAGCCGAGUCACUAGCACUUUCAGAAGCAAAAGAAACCAUGGAUGAUGAAGCUGAAUUAGUUCCAGAUGACCAGAGUGAGGAGGCGGAGGAAAUCCCUGCUUCAGAUGCACUUGUUAGCUCCCAUGUGGAGAUUUCAGCUUCCUCUGAGAUAUCCACAAAAGAGGCUGACUGUACAGAGGCAGGGGACCUCCCCACCCUGCAAAUGGAGGCUGCACCUCCUUUGUCCAGUAUGAAACCAAUACCUUGCCCUGACUCCUUUCAGCCAGCUGUACCAAGUCACUUAGAUUUUUCCACAGUCACUAGGUCUGUAUAUUCAGAGAGAGAUGAUGAGUCUCCUGAUUCUUCUCCAGAGGAACAGAAAUCAGUGAUUGAAAUCCCCACAGCCCUCAUGGAGAAUGUGCCUUCAACCGAAAGCAAAUCCAAAAUUCCCACAAGGACUACACUCACCUCAAACCCAACACCUCUCCCCGCAGAGAAAGAGAGUGAAUUUUCUGAAGAGUCUACACCUGGUCUGAAUGAAGAAAGUAAGGAAGAUGAAGCAAAACCAAAGUCCAAAAUCCCGGUCAAAGCGUCCAUCCAAAGAGUGGAGCAGCAGCUCCCACAUUCAGAUUCAUCUUUGCAGAUGACAGUAACUUCUCAGGGACGGGAGGGAACAAGCAGGACCCCAGAUAACAGAAGCAAAUCUGAAUCGGAUGCUAGUCCUUUGGACUCAAAGACCAAAUGCCCAGUGAAAGCCAGAAGUUACAUUGAGACAGAGGCAGAGAGCAGAGAGAGGUCAGAGGAACUUGAGUUAGACUCAGAGGAAGGGGCCUCGAGAUCAAAGAUGUUUGCAUCCCGUUUGCCAGUUAAGAGCAGAAGCAGCACAGCUUCCUGCAAGGGAGGCAUGAGCCCUACAAAAGAAAGUAAGGAGCAUUUUUUUGACCUUUAUAGAAAUUCCAUAGAAUUCUUUGAGGAGAUUAGUGACGAGGCUUCCAAAUUAGUGGAUAGACUCACACAGUCAGAGAGGGAGCAGGAAUUAGUUUCAGAUGAUGAAAGUAGUAGUGCCUUGGAAGUUUCAGUUAUUGAAAAUCUGCCAGCCGUUGAGAGCGAGCAUUCAGUUCCUGAGGACAUCUUUGACACAAGGCCCAUUUGGGAUGAGUCCAUUGAGACUCUGAUUGAACGCAUCCCUGAUGACAAUGGCCAUGACCAUGCUGAAGAUCCACAGGAUGAGCAGGAGCGGAUUGAGGAGAGGCUGGCUUACAUUGCCGAUCACCUUGGCUUCAGCUGGACAGAAUUAGCAAGGGAACUGGAUUUCACCGAAGAGCAAAUUCAUCAAAUUCGAAUCGAGAACCCAAACUCCCUUCAGGACCAGAGCCAUGCACUGCUGAAGUACUGGCUGGAAAGGGAUGGGAAGCACGCCACAGAUACCAGCCUCAUUGACUGUCUCACCAAGAUCAACCGAAUGGAUAUUGUUCAUCUGAUGGAAACCAGCACAGAAACCCUGCAGGAGCGUGGCAGGCACAGCUAUGCAGAGAUCGAGCAGACAAUUACACUGGAUCAUAGUGAAGGUUUCUCAGUACUUCCAGAGGAGCUCUGCACUGCCCAGCACAAGCAGAAAGAAGAGCAAGCUGUAUCUAAAGAAAAUGAAUCUUAUGAUCACCCACCCAUCGUCUCUGAAGAGGACAUAUCUGGAGGCUAUUCCACUUUCCAGGAUUGCACCCCGAAAACUGAAGUGGACCACUCAGAAGCAGCUUCCUCUCCCCAAAUGCAUAAGGAACAAGUUCAACAAGAUUUCUCAGGGAAAAUGCAAGACCUGCCUGAAGAUCAGCAGGAAUACUUUGUAACCACUCCAGGAACAGAAGGGUCAGAGACUGAAAAGGCCACAGCAGUACCUGGCUCUCGUAGCAAGACUUCUGAAGAGAUGAGUGUCCCAUGUGAGGGGGAGAGACUGUACCUUCACACCCCAACUUCCAGCGAGCAGGGCUGCUCUCCCAUUGUGCAAGAACCGGAAGAGUGCCCUAAGCCCGGGGAGCAGAGCUCUCCACAGAAAAGCAGCCUGGUGAUAGAGGAGUCAGCCAUAGACCACGCACAGGCUUUUGCAAGGCACGACAGGGAUGCUGCUUUUGAAAAGGAACUAAUGGAGGAAUUAGGGGAGCUGGAGGUCAGCUCCGAUGAGGAGGCGAUAGUAACUACCAGGGUUGUCCGCCGAAGAGUGAUUAUUCAGGGAGAUGAUAUGCCUGACAUACCCCCAGAAACAGUCACAGAAGAGGAAUACACUGAUGAACAUGGACACACCGUCGUGAAGAAGGUCACUAGGAAAAUCAUUAGGCGGUAUGUAGCCUCUGAUGGCACAGAGAAAGAAGAGAUUACCAUGCAGGGGACACCCCAGGACCCCAUCAGCAUCGAGGAUGGGGAUGAAUAUUCCAAAGUUAUAAAACGUGUGGUGUUGAAGAGUGACACUGAGCAGUCAGAGGUCACUUUAUCUGAGCCCAGCAUUUUGUCCAGCACCUCACAAUUUCAGGCUGAACCAGUAGAAGGCCGUAGAGUCAGCAAAGUUGUUAAGACAACUAUGGUACGUGGAGAGAGGAUGGAGAAGCACCUAGGUGACUCUAGGCUAGCCACUGAUCUUCCUUCAGCCAAAGAUGACUUUGAAGAGGCUUUGAGUUACACAGGUAACCACAUGAAGGUCCACUUUCCCAGUUUAGUAGAGAAUGAGAUCUUGAAAGAGGAUGGAUCAAUAAUUAAAAGGACAACAAUGAGUAAGGCGAGUACGCAGAAGAGGGCUGUGGUGAAGGACCAGCGCGGGACACGCAUUGACCUGGAGCACCUGGAGGAUGUAGCAGAGGCAGGAGAGCAGGAUGACCUCCAGCGCGAUCUCCAGAAACUCCUGCGGCAUUUCUGCAAGGAGGACUCCAAGCAAGAGGCCCAAUGAAGGACUGCCCAGUUCUCACACCAGAAACCACACUCACUCAAUAUGCAAUUUUCCACUUCCUUAGAAGAAUGACCUAACUGGCCUAAUCAAUGGAAUUCCCCUGACAUUUCCACUGUUAGCAAAUAUAUAGCCUUUUGAUUUUUUUUCUUUCUUCUUCCCCAUACUCUUUAACUAUAAAGCUAAUUUGUGACCAAAGAUAGCAUCCUUCAUUCUGGAUGCUCUAGCCACUCACUACCUUGUGUGUCUGUGCUAUCCAGGGAACUGGCUGCCUCUGUUGUGCUUUGCUUCUGCAACCAGCUCCAUGGAAAUUCAUUGAUCAGAAGACUUCACCUGCAGAUCUCUUCAAAUAACAGAUAGAGGAAUCCUUCAGAGGGAUGUAUCUGUGUAUAAUGUAUAUAGCUGGAUGCUCAGAUCAACCACAUAUUAAAAUGAAAGCCACUGCCUAUCAUAACGUCACUGGGCAUCACGGAAUCAAAGGCCUCUAGGAAUGGCGGAACAAUGGUUAAUUAAGAUAUUGCUAACACAAUCAAAUGUUAAUACUGGCAAAAGAAGCACUUCAGACCUACCUACCAUGUCCUUACCACUUACAGAGUAACCAUUGCUCCUAAUUAAACAUGGGUUAAUAAUCUU
Molecule: messenger RNA, 13638 nt
Organism: Perognathus longimembris pacificus (Pacific pocket mouse)
Lineage: Eukaryota; Metazoa; Chordata; Mammalia; Rodentia; Heteromyidae
Gene: Ank2
Product: ankyrin 2
Exons: 49
Coding region: 628-13008 (4126 amino acids)
Biological process (GO): signal transduction; regulation of cardiac muscle contraction; protein localization to T-tubule
Cellular component (GO): T-tubule
Molecular function (GO): protein binding
Source: RefSeq, a predicted model, not a curated record